Molecule: messenger RNA, 561 nt
Organism: Linum trigynum
Lineage: Eukaryota; Viridiplantae; Streptophyta; Magnoliopsida; Malpighiales; Linaceae
Source: the annotation of a GenBank genome assembly
AUGCUGCCAUUUCAACUCGUACUCUGCUUCUCGAGCUUUUUAGCCAUAGCCGCAGCACCGGCUUCGCAAUUCUCCACCAACGGAUUGCCACUUGUGCGAAAUAUCAGUGAGCUUCCUCAGGAUAAUUAUGGGAGGGCAGGUCUUUCCCAUAUAACUGUUGCUGGUUCUGUCCAGCAUGGGAUGAACGAGGUUGAAGUAUGGCUUCAAACAUUUGCUCCAGGCUCAAGCACUCCCAUACACAGGCACUCAUGUGAAGAGGUGUUUGUUGUUCUUAAAGGAAGUGGCAAACUUUAUAUUGCUUCUAACUCACACCAGAAGCAUCCUGGGCACCCACAGGAGCAUUUGAUCUUUCCUAACAGCACAUUCCAUAUUCCGGUGAAUGAUGCACAUCAGGUCUCGAAUACAAAUGAACACGAGGAUUUGCAAGUGCUCGUCAUAAUAUCUCGUCCACCAGUGAAAGUGUUCAUAUACGAAGAUUGGUUCAUGCCACAUACUGCAGCAAGGCUGAAGUUCCCCUACUAUUGGGAUGAACUUCCAGCACCGGCAAAAGAUGAGCUCUAG